Messenger RNA from Microstroma glucosiphilum, 636 nucleotides. RefSeq lists its product as hypothetical. The record is from RefSeq and is a predicted model, not a curated record. Bases 1 to 636 code for a protein of 211 amino acids. The transcript has 2 exons. NCBI's taxonomy places the organism in Eukaryota, Fungi, Basidiomycota, Exobasidiomycetes, Microstromatales, Microstromataceae.
AUGACCUCUUCCUCCUCCUCUUCGGCCUCCGCCGGCGCUGCGGCCCCACCUUCAUCAGCUCUCGCCCAUAAUCCCACCUCCAGUGUCCCUUCCACUUCCUCUUCCACCUCUGCCUCUGCUCUUCCCCCACUAGUAAUGCAGCUCAUCCUGCCCCGCUCCCUCCCAAGCCAAGCAGGCUGGUCCACCGGCCCCCUCAUAGCGCAAGGCGCGCAUGCCGCCUGUGCCAUUCUCGCGCUAACUGCCGAUCACCCUCAGACAAGAGAGUACCUCUCCCCCGAGGGACUCAAGGGUGGAAUGCACAAGGUUGUGAUGCAGUGGCCUGGAAAGGAGAAGAAGCAGAAGAAGAGUGGUGGACAAGUAGAGGGGCAGGGAGGGAAGAAGGAGGAGGAGGAGGAAGGAUUGGAGGUGCUCAGUGAGAGGUUGAGCGCUGCUAGAUCUGAGUGGGAGAAGAGGCGAGAGGAGAGGAUACGCAGCGCCGAUCGUGCUCAAGGUGAAGAGGAAGAGGAGGAAUUUCCCGUGCACACCAUGUGGAUCGAGCAGCCGGAUAAUAUCCCGACGUGCAUCGCCAUUGCACCCAAUCGGAAACCACCCGCCCUCAAGAAAAUUCUCAACAAGUGCGCCCUCUUCAAAGGCUAG